UUCUCUUGUGCAUUUUCUAAAGAUAAGAUGUACACAGUACCCUCCACACACAUUUCAUGUACUUCCAAUCCCCUAAUUUUAGGGUUUUAGAGUAUAUUCCUUUUAUACUACUUACUUGUUUUCACUAUCUUCAAUAAUAUGGCAGCUCACACUUCCAUUUUCCUCAAAAUCAGUUUUCCCGGUACAGAACCUUCGCUAUUCAAUGCCCUAAUUCGUAACAGAAGAAGUUUCUUCAGGUUUAGCAGAAUCUUCGUUGUCUCUUCGCAUACCAAUCAGAAGAUUCUCAAGCCCAAUCGCAGGUCUAGGUUCGGCCAGCCAAUUUCUCCUUAUGACUCUGACUCCGAUGCUGACGACGCUGACAGUUUUGAAAAUGAAGAAGAGGAAAACGACGACGUUUUGACUUCUGAUGAUGAAUCUCGAGAUGUUAGAGUUUCUGACCACAAUAGGCAGCGCCAGAAGUUUCAGAAUGCAGCACACAUCAGACGAGCCGGUCAUCACCAUUCAGAAAGAGGAUCAGGUGCAAAGUUGGGACACCAGAGGCAAACUUCUGAGAUUACCCAAGAUUGCAGAGAAAAGGAGGCAAAGGGGAGCUUGGCUAAGGACAGAUUUAGUCAUCUAGCAGAGGAACUAGAUCUGGAUGAGAGAUGGUUUCCACUUCUUGAUUACCUAGGUACCUUUGGAUUUAAGGACUCUCACUUCAUCCAGAUGUACGAAAGGCACAUGCCUUCCCUUCAAAUAAAUAAAAGUUCUGCACAGGAAAGGUUGGAGUUCUUGUUGAGUGUUGGCGUCAAACAUAAAGACAUCAGGAAGAUAAUUUUGAGGCAGCCUCAGAUUCUUGAGUAUACUGUGGAAAACAACCUGAAAUCCCAUGUCACAUUUUUGGCUAGUUUGGGAAUCCCAGACUCAAGAAUAGGGCAUAUAAUUACUGCUACUCCAUCCCUUUUUUCCUAUAGUGUGGAAAAUUCAUUAAAACCCACAGUGACAUACUUGCUUGAGGAGGUCGGUAUCGAGAAGAAUGACCUCGCUAAAGUUGUGCAGCUAAGCCCUCAAAUUUUGGUGCAGCGGAUUGAAACUUCAUGGACAGCCCGCUACAAUUUUCUAACUAGGGAAUUGGGUGCACCCAGAGAUAGUAUUGUCAAAAUGGUUAGGAAGCAUCCUCAAUUACUUCACUACAGCAUUGAGGAUGGAUUGCUUCCCCGGAUUAAUUUUUUGAGGAGCAUCGGAAUGCGCAAUUCAGAGAUAGUGAAAGUACUGACUAGCAUGACGCAGGUAUUUUCUCUAUCACUUGAGGGGAAUCUGAAACCUAAGUACAUGUACUUGGUUAAUGAACUUGGCAAUGAAGUGCGAUCAUUGACUAAAUAUCCAACGUACCUAAGCUUGUCGCUGGAUCAGAGAAUUAGGCCACGCCAUAGGUUUUUGGUUUCUCUAAAGAGGGCUCCAAAGGGACCUUUUCCAUUGAGUUCACUGGUCCCAACUGAUGAAUGUUUUUGUCAGCAGUGGGCAGGGACUAGCUUGGACAAAUAUCUUGAUUUUCGGCAGAGAUUGCUUCUAAAAGAACUUGCCAGAAAAUAUGAAAGACGAUAAUGUGUUUGAGCUCACUGGUAGCAGAGCUUCUGUCCUGUGACUUAUUAUAAGGCUAAUUUUGUGAAAGGAUUUUGAAGCACCUAGACGAAAAUUAAAGAUCAAUACACAUACCCAGGAACCAGGUCAUUUUCUUCUUUACACAGUUCAGGCAUACUGUUUCAGCAGUUGAAGUGUGACUAUUGCUCUACCUUGAGGUUUGAAGUCAAAUUGCACGAACACAACCAUAUAUUUUUAAGGUGAAGCGUGUGUUUUUUUAUAAAUUUUUUGGGAAUUUAAUUGUAAGUGUAAUUAUAUAUGGAUACAGUGGUAUAUUGUGAAAUACUGCACAGAAUUUUGACAUCAUCCGCUGGCUGUGCCCUUCAGGCUUUUGUAAUCUGGGGCCAUUUUACUAGACUUUUAUACCUUGUUGCAAAUUUUCACAAUGCAGUUUUGGUUAUUGGGAUUGAUUUGUUAUCUAGUUCUCUAUUACAUUUGAAAAUAAAUUUGUUUUGAUGUGGUGCA
This is a messenger RNA of Nicotiana tabacum (common tobacco), 2085 nucleotides long. Its product is annotated as transcription termination factor MTERF9, chloroplastic. NCBI's taxonomy places the organism in Eukaryota, Viridiplantae, Streptophyta, Magnoliopsida, Solanales, Solanaceae. Gene Ontology annotation, molecular function: double-stranded DNA binding. The record is from RefSeq and is a predicted model, not a curated record. Gene Ontology annotation, biological process: regulation of DNA-templated transcription; developmental process.